Messenger RNA from Penicillium macrosclerotiorum, 1782 nucleotides. Its product is annotated as guanine nucleotide exchange factor MON1. Gene Ontology annotation, biological process: protein targeting to vacuole; vesicle-mediated transport. The record is from RefSeq and is a predicted model, not a curated record. Bases 1 to 1782 code for a protein of 593 amino acids. Gene Ontology annotation, cellular component: Mon1-Ccz1 complex; fungal-type vacuole membrane. Lineage: Eukaryota; Fungi; Ascomycota; Eurotiomycetes; Eurotiales; Aspergillaceae. The transcript has 5 exons.
AUGAGUACUCCACCACCGACCACCAAGAGCGAUACCCGCGAUGAACCUCCCAUCGAGAACUCGACACCUCCCUCGGACCAUGACGUUUUCUAUGCCGAUAUGAGGAGUCGUAACCCCAGUCCAGAGGGCCCGCGACCACCCUUGCCUCCGCGACCGAACACCUUGAGCCUUUUGAACGAUGAAGCGUCGAAUCUACAGUCAGAGGCGACCACGGCUAUCUCCAGGGCAGAGAUUGGUACACAUUUACCAGACGGGGGAGGAAGUGCCUAUUCAACACUGGCUGUCCGAGGUUUCUCGCGUGGCUUAAAGGCAAGGGCGAGUCUCAGCCACUUGGCUAGUCCAAAAGGAAGUGAGGCUGGAGACUCGGCCAGUAUUCGAAGCUCAGUCCAAAACAGCGAGGCCGGUGAUGUGGAGGCGCUUUUCAAAGACUUCGUUGCAACAACAGCUACGGACAAUCUUGAUACUGCAAGCUUACUUCACUACCCCGAAUUCCCAGCCGACGAUGUGGAUGACGACGGGUUUUUGAAUGAGUUUGAGCCGGUGGGCGAACUGGAUGAAGACGCGAGUAACGAAGACUCACUUCUCCAACGGUGGAAAGCAAAGAAGAAACACUUCAUGAUUCUUUCUGCUGCCGGUAAGCCGAUUUGGACCCGACAUGGUGAUGGGACCUUGAUCUCGAGCUAUGUGGGAGUCGUUCAAACUAUCAUAUCAUUCUACGAAGGUUCAGACGAUCGAUUACGAGGUUUCAUGGCCGGAGACACGAAAUUUGUUGUUGUGACUCGAGGUUCAUUACAUCUCGUUGCGAUUAGUCGCAUGAUGGAAAGCGACAAUCAACUCAGACUACAACUGGAGGCUCUGUAUAUGCAAAUUCUUUCAACAUUAACUCUGCCGUCUCUUACUCAUAUCUUCUCUGUUCGACCAUCUACCGAUUUGAAACGGCCAUUACAGGGGUCGGAGACACUUCUAUCAUCGCUGGCCGAUAGCUUCACACGCGGAUCACCGUCUACACUACUGUCUGCCUUGGAGUGUCUGAAGCUUCGAAAGGUGCAUCGCCAGGCUAUUAAUAAUGCGUUGUUGAAGACCAGAGCGACCAAUUUACUAUAUGGAUUGGUCGUUGCUGGUGGACGUCUCGUGAGUGUCGUCCGGCCAAAGAAGCACUCACUACAUCCGGGUGAUCUACAACUUCUCUUCAACAUGAUAUUUGAAGCCGAUGGCGUCAAAGCGGGUGGUGGAGAGAGCUGGAUUCCAGUUUGUCUGCCCGGCUUCAACAGUAGCGGGUAUCUAUAUAUGUACGUCAGUUUCCUAGAUCUUCGCAAUGACGCCGAAGAAAAUGAGGAAAUUUCUAAGGAUGAAUCGCAAAUGGAGAAAAUUGGUAGUCUGGAAGUAAUUACAUCGGCUAUUGACCAUGGCAGACCGGUGACCACCGACAUUGUGCCCGGAACCGUAUUACAUCAUUUCAUGUACAAGUCCCGGGCAAAUGUUCAAUUUACUGUAUCAUCUUUCUCGCCUGAAUUCGACUCCAUCUCCCGCCGGCGAAGAUUGAUGUCAAUAUACAACAAUAUACAUGCUAGCAUUCACGCCAAAAACACUCAUGUCAAGGUUCACCACUCCGUUUCACGAUCAGCAAGCGCAUUCGCGUGGGUGACCCCUGUAUUUGAGCUUUAUUGCAUCGCUGAGCCCAAUGCCAAUCGAAAUUCCUUGGUGCAGAGUGCCAAUAAGAUAGUACAAUGGGUACAGCAAGAAGAAGAAAGACUAUUCAUCAUUGGCGGCGCUGUUUUCUGA